Molecule: messenger RNA, 2598 nt
Organism: Serendipita indica DSM 11827
Lineage: Eukaryota; Fungi; Basidiomycota; Agaricomycetes; Sebacinales; Serendipitaceae
Source: the annotation of a GenBank genome assembly
AUGCCUUCUAUUCUGUUCUGGCUGCUCGUGAUUGCAUUCGUGCUCGCGGUGUUGCCUACAUCAGCGCACGCAUUUGGUGCUGGAAACUUGCCGAGCUAUGCUUACCUCGAAGACAAGGCGUUUAGACACGGUGACAUUGAGGAUGUCCUAGCCGAGCUCUUGAAGCGGACUGGGAGUGGCUUGCUCAAACAAGGCAGCAAGUUUAAAGGACUGGAUAUUAAACGCGUAUAUUUCGGAAACUGGUUGAGAGACUACUCUCAAGCUGUAGACGUUGCAGGACUCAAGGCGACGACCAUUCAGAAUAUCAUCACCAUUUGCACUGUUCUUGGAUUCAUGGCGCACGGGUUUGUCACCGAUGAAUUCGAGGUUACGGAGGAGCGCUUGGGCGUCUAUCUCCCGGUCGAACACAUUGACAAUCCCAAGGGCUAUCCGGACGAUGCACGAAAGUAUCAUCCAAAGCUCCGCGGACCGGUCGACCCACGCGAGUUGGAAAUAGACCUGCGCACGGGAAUGAAGAACUAUAUUGCUAAUGAGGAUGGUGGUUGGGAUACUUCCCGAGCGCUUGUCCGACGCCGCUUGCAAGAGUGUAUCAACAUUGGUCGACGAUAUCGAAGCACUCACAACAAAGCAGACCAGUAUGAGGCGUUCAGGCUUCUUGGGAGUGCCCUUCACACGAUGGAGGAUUUCCCCGCUCACUCCAACUUCUGCGAGCUCGCCCUUGUCAGCAUGGGUUGUAAUCAGGUAUUCACCCAUGUAGGCGACAACGUCCGUAUUCCAGCUCCAAAUGGGAAGUUUGUUGCGCCUCUGGUUACUGGCACAUUUGGUGGAGAUGACUUUCAGCACUCUCUCCUUGGAGAAGCCGGAGAUCAUAUUUCUCAAUCCAGUAUCUCUGAUCUCAAUGAGCACGUGAACAAGGCUCGUGCCAAGUCGGCAUCCGGAGACUUUGGUAGUGCGAACAAGAUUAAGGCACUCAUUGCAACCAUUCCUUCGCCCGAGGCACAAAGCAUGUCGCGCGACAUUGACACAAUGCAAGCGAAUAGAGCCACACCUGGCAAGGAUCCGAAUACUAUGACCCCGAAAGAGCUUUACCAGAACAUAUGGGCAAUUCUUUCUUUCCGAGACUCUGUCGUGAAGAAGAUGUCCUACGGUAUCGAAAAGAUUCCUGGACUCGGACCCUUGAUCGAUAGCAUUAUGGAAAAUCUCACCGUCUUUGUCAUUCAAACACUCGAGCCAUAUCUCAAGCCAUUGAUGAAGACGGCGACGACGCAGUUGGCGGCAUCAUCGGCUGCAGUCAUCAAUAAGUUGGAUCAAUACGAGGUAUUCCACGACCUAAUGCCAGCGACCCAACGCACUCUAUUCUUAGCAAGGAUCACUUCAAUCUUAUCCGUUCUCAAUGAGCCGGCUGGAAAUCUCGCCAAGAUUAUCGUUAUUCACACAGUGAAACUCGUCGUCCAUGCUUGGGAUCACGCCGAGGACAAUAUUCACCAUGUCACGGAGACAAUACUUGAAUGCAUGUUCCAUCCGGAUUUCCAUAAUCCUCGCUCUAGCGUCCAAAAGGAGAUGAUGGAAUUUAUGCGUCAAUGGCUCAGCACUCACUCGGCUGGCCAUCACGACGUGCUCUCGCGGUUGACAAAAGAGGCCAUUCGAAACCAUCAAAACGUUCGCAAACAGGGAGAUUCAAGUGGAUCUACUGUCUCGUCUGCGACUCACGGCCACGGAGCUGCUGUUGGUUAUGGACAUCAAGCGUCUGCAAAGAUCUCGAACACUCUACACUCAAUCCCAGGUGUGAAUCAAGUCCAAAACUUUGUAGGUCAUAUGCCCGGUGGGGGACACUUCCCUUCGCGAGAUAUGCCUGGAUAUGCAGGAGGUCCGCCGGAGCCUAGUUAUAGUGCUCCUUCUACUGCGCCUGGGGCUAGUUCGUACAAUGCACCUCCGUCCAUGCCCGGCGCCUCUCCUUAUGGAGCGCCGCCUUCCAUGCCAAGUGCUUCAGCAUACGGGUCCUCGCAUAAUGCGCCUUCACAUACAUCUGGCUACCCAGGAGCCUCAUAUGAUAUGCCGAAAGGCCAUGAUCAUGGCAAGAAACAUAAAAACAAGGGUUCGGAUUCCGACAACGACAAGCCAAAGAAGGACAAGAAGAAGAAAAACAAAAACAAGGAUUCCGACUCGGAGUCGGAUGACAAGCAUAAGCACGGAUAUGACAGUUCCUACGGCCAGCCAUCCUACCCCUCUGGUGGGUACAACCCGUCGCAUAAUCCACCAGCACACAGCCCACCAACGGGCGCUCCCAGUUUCCCUGGUGCUCCAAGUAGUGGCGUAGGAUUCCCUGGUACUCCUCCAUCGUUCCCAGGAUCAGCACCAGGUUACACAGCCCCGAGUGGGUAUGGUGGUCCCCCUUCAUACGAUACCCCACCGCAACAGUACGGAGCUGCACCUAGCUUCCCAGGUGGCCCCUCUCCGGGAUUUCCGUCUGGCCCUUACGGUCAACCGCAGGGGGGACCGCCUGGUUUCCCGGGUGCAUACCCAGGUGGACCACCUCCACAACAACAGUUCCCUGGGCAAGGAUACAAUCCUCAGCCGCCCUAUGGUGGUCAGUGGUAG